AUUGGUUGAGUAAAAAGGCCGACUCAAAACGGUCGACGCGAUGCACGAUGGGACUAAAGUACUACUCGCCAUUUUUGCCUGAUAUAGGCUAGCAAACUGCAAACCACUUUUUGGAAUAUAAUUCCGUUAAAUCAGAAUUCUUAAUGUAGGCGUGCCUGUUAAUUUUCAUUAAUAAUACUUUAAAAAGGGCGUGUUGUACUCGACCUUAAAAAACUGAUCACACAUAAGCCGUACGUUUUACUAGCGGUCGAAAAGAACAGUGUUCAACAUGGGCCGCUCUCGAAGCCGAAGCUCUUCCCGGUCUAAACAUUCCAAAAGCAGCAAGCACAGCAAGAAAAGGAGUCGGUCACGAUCCAGGGAUAGGGAGAGGUCAAAGAAGCGUUCUAAGUCAAGAGAUGCGAAGAGAAUAAGGCGCAGAGAUUCUCGUUCCCGGUCCCGAUCUGCUGUAACCUCAUCUCGCAGGGAGAGAGCGGCGUCUCCACCGGAUCGUAUAGACAUUUUCGGAAGAACAUUGAGCAAGAGGAAUGCGUUAGACGAGAAGCAAAGGAAGGAGGAGGAGGAAAGGAAAGCUGAAAUGGAACGGCAAAGAAAAAUUCGCCAGCAGGAGAUUGAGGAAAAGCUUAUUGAAGAGGAGACAGCGCGGCGAGUGGAGGAGUUGGUGGCAAAGCGUGUAGAAGAAGAGCUGGAGAAACGUAAGGACGAGAUUGAGCGGGAGGUGUUACGUCGCGUUGAGGAAGCAAAGCGCAUCAUGGAGCGACAGCUGCUGGAGGAACUGGAAAGACAGCGACAUGCUGAGUUGGCAGCACAAAAAGCCAGAGAGGAGGAAGAAAAAUCUAAGCGGGAGGAGCUUGAAAAAAUCUUGGAGGAGAAUAACCGUAAAAUUGCAGAGGCCCAGGCAAAGCUGGCUGAAGAUCAGUUGCGUAUUGUGGAGGAACAGAGAAAAAUUCAUGAGGAGCGCAUGAAACUGGAGCAGGACCGACAGAAGCAGCAGAAGGAAGAACAGAAAAUCAUCCUUGGCAAGGGCAAGUCCAGACCGAAGCUCUCCUUUUCCCUCAAGGCCACAGAAUGAAGGAGUGGUCACCUUCAUCCUCAUCCAGCUCUGCCCCUCAGCAACACCCAGUCAUCCUAUGCUGACUGCUCACUUCAUUUUGGAAGUGUUGAACGAAGAAAAAAAGUGGUGCAACCUAGUGUUUAAACUUGCAACCGAUUGGAAGGUCCAAAUCUUCCUUCCGAGCAUGAAAGAGCAGACAAACCUUGAUGGGCCUUCCAACCCCCUCCCUCACUCCAUUCUUUUCUUUCCUGUCACACAAAAAAACUCAAGUUUUGUGAUUUUGUCAUUUUAUUUUUAUUUUUUAAUUUUUAUUUUUUUUUUUAGAGAAAGUGAACUUUUGAUGUAGAAUGCUUUAACCUCACUCUUACCCUAUAAAUAAGUCUUAACUCCGUGUCAUAAGUAAAAGCACACUAGCGCUCCUCUCCCAUAUGCCUGGGCAACAAGGGUGCAUUGUAACUCCCUGAUAAAGAGGAAUGAUUGUGACGUCUAGUACAGAUUACUGUAAAGAGUCAUAUGCAGCUUGGGAGUUGACCUUUGAUUUUUGGAUGUUUUAUUUUAAUAACUAGUUUGGAAAUACAAUCACUGCAAAGCCUUGAAAACCAUAACUUUGUUUUCCACAGUCCCUAUUUCUUUUUCUUAUGGUCUUGUUACUUUGAUGUUGUACAUGACUGGAUCCUGGUUUGAGAGGAAAUCUGAAGCUCAUUGAGAUUCAUUCAGUACAUCUUAAACAAAACCUUCCUCCCAAGCUGUCCAUGAAUGCGACUUUUUUUUUCUUCUGACAUGAGUUUUGUCAGUGGAGAAUGAGCUCAUGAUGUUAUUUUGUGAGUCCUUGUGAUGCGCUGCCUCCCCCACAAUAUUUAACUUUUUUUUUUUUUUUAAUGAGCCAUUAACGUGGAAAUGUCAAACUGUAUGUCAUUUAUGUUCUUUAGCCCUGUAAUGGUCAAUUAACUUGGCAAGUUGCGCCCCUUGGUAAGUUGUGAAGGGUAAAGGAUGGCCAAAUUCAGGUAAGAUAAUGACUGAGGUCAGUCAAGUGUGUAUUUGUGUGUAUGUGCGUGCGUGUGUGUUUGUGUAUGUGUGUGUGUGAUACGAGCUGACCUCAGGUGGGUAUACAGAUUUAUGUGGGUUUCAUGUUUUUUUUCCAGUUGUCACAAAAAUUGACCAAUAAACCAGUUAAAACGUCA
This is a messenger RNA of Syngnathoides biaculeatus (alligator pipefish), 2232 nucleotides long. RefSeq names its product arginine and glutamate rich 1a (gene arglu1a). The record is from RefSeq and is a predicted model, not a curated record. Bases 269 to 1069 code for a protein of 266 amino acids. Gene Ontology annotation, molecular function: cadherin binding. Gene Ontology annotation, cellular component: nucleoplasm; mitochondrion. NCBI's taxonomy places the organism in Eukaryota, Metazoa, Chordata, Actinopteri, Syngnathiformes, Syngnathidae. The transcript is spliced from 4 exons.